Haliotis rubra (blacklip abalone) is the source of this 1914-nucleotide messenger RNA. RefSeq names its product survival motor neuron protein 1-like. Gene Ontology annotation, molecular function: RNA binding. Bases 16 to 864 code for a protein of 282 amino acids. The transcript has 8 exons. Gene Ontology annotation, biological process: mRNA processing. Lineage: Eukaryota; Metazoa; Mollusca; Gastropoda; Lepetellida; Haliotidae. The record is from RefSeq and is a predicted model, not a curated record. Gene Ontology annotation, cellular component: nucleus; cytoplasm.
GGUUGCAACCCAGAAAUGGAGAGUGUAGGCAACAUGGCAGCGGCUGAGAGUGGAUAUGUUGUAUUUCAACGUGGAAAAGAGAGUGAUGAAAGUGACAUUUGGGAUGACACUGCACUCAUUAAGGCAUAUGAUAAUGCAGCAUCAAUUAUGAAGGCACGAUUAGCAGAAAGAGAAGGGGGCACCAAUGAGAAUGGGGAAAUGGCUGGAGAGUCAGUGACACAAACACAAGAUGGUGCAGCGAAAAAGAAAAAGAAGAAACAUCGUCCAAAGAAGAAAAAGCAACAGCAAAAGUGGAAGAUCGGAGAUUCCUGCCGAGCUGUGUUCACCGAAGAUGGCCUAUUGUAUGAUGCAGAGAUUAUUGGCAUUGAUGAGGCUGAGAGCACCUGCACUGUCAGAUACACAGAAUAUCAGAAUGAAGAAAACCAGCCACUGGAUCGCCUCCUGCCGCCGCGACCUACUUCUAAAGCACACACCAAUGUUUCACUCAGUGAGACUGACAGCAAUGAUGUGACUAUGCAGAAUGCUGCCCCCCAGAGAAUGGGUGGGCGGGGCAAGUCCAGCGGGGCAGCCCCUGACCACCCGACCAGAGCAUCAUAUGAAUCUCACCCAUUCUUUCAAGGAAUGCCAUAUCCGCCAUUCAGGUUUCCAUCAAACCAUGCUGCUCACGCAGGAGGACCAAGAGUACCUCCGAUGCCUCCACCGCCUCCGCCUCCCCCACUGAUGUCCGAGGAUGUUGUUAGCGACGAUGAAGCCCUUAGUAGCAUGUUGAUAUCAUGGUACAUGAGUGGGUAUCACACCGGAUAUUAUCAGGGCCUGCAGCGGGGACGGCAACAGCAGCAGGGAGGUGGUGGUGCUGCAAGAUAGCAACAUCGUCACUUACUGGCGGGGAGUUCACUGCAUCAGCUCAUCACUGAAGGAUGUCACUCAAAGUUACACAAUAUCUGAAGACACUCAGAAUAAUUGUCAUGGCAUUUUCAUGUUGUAACAAAUAGUGCUUGUGUGUUAAUAUUCCAUAUCAUGUAUGAGAAGUGGAUAUGAUUCUAGGAGUUCUGUUCACACCACAGAGCUACAAGAUUCUUGUUUUGCCGAACCAAUAUACAAUUUCAGGGUUUUUACAAUCCUAUGGUAUUGGGGGAUAUUCUUCACCCAAUGUAUUUUGUUAGGAGUCAUAAGGACAUAAAUGAGAGGCAUUAUAAAGCUGAAAGGUAUUUCUUGUUGGCAUUUUGUCACCCAUCACAAAGCGUGUUAGAAUCUACAGGGUUUCAACCUGUGACUAUCAACUGAUGAAAACAUCUAUUUUAUGCCGACAGGAAUGAGACCUUGUUUUAUGCAUUGUUAUGUUAGGGGGUUCAAAAUAAUUCAUAACAGGGCAACAUGGAUCAAAUUAAACAGUUAUGUACAUCACAUGUACUUUUCUGUAUCGAUUUAACCUCAUCCUUAAUGAUCAGUUUUACUAUUUCUCCAGUCUAUUAUAUAAAGAUUAAUACCCUCGUUCCAUUUCCUGUCAUACGAUUGAAAUGAAACAAGGGGAACUGUCAAACAUUUCAAUUGAUAAAAUACAUGAAUUGUCAAUCCUCCCAAAUUCCACAGAUAUGUGAGAAGCUCUGUGUAAAGUUCCUGAUCAGACAUAUGCAGAGGCCCAAAUCAUCAUUGAUAAUGGAAGGAUGGAGAUAAUGUGCUCUCAGUAUUUGAUAAUUAGCAUGAACAUAUAUGAAAAUGUGGUGCACAUAUUAUGUAAAUUAUAUUUCAAAUUUGCAAGAAAAUUGUGUCCAAUGUUAGUGCUUUGCUUCAAUGAGUCCACAUCUGGAGAUUUUAGUUAUUUUCUACCACUUUCAUGGAAUCAAAAUUCAUCUGACAGUUGAUUUAUGUUAGUUUGGUUGUAUAUAUAACAUGAUAAAGAACAAAGAGAAAACA